AUGACGGAAAUUGCCGCAGUGACAAACGACGAGACAUCAGCAUAUCACGAACUCGUAUUCUGUACGGAAGGGCAUCAGAUGCGGUCUAAAUGGUGUCCCGCCUUCCGUUCGGCAAACUCUUCCAACGAAGCGCUACGACAAACAACUGAAGAACUCAAGGACGACGGAAAUCGCCUUCCGUUCGGCAAACUCUUCCAACGAAGCGCUACGACAAACAACUGA
This is a messenger RNA of Haemonchus placei, 222 nucleotides long. The record is from the annotation of a GenBank genome assembly. Lineage: Eukaryota; Metazoa; Nematoda; Chromadorea; Rhabditida; Trichostrongylidae.